Messenger RNA from Kwoniella mangroviensis CBS 8507, 396 nucleotides. RefSeq lists its product as uncharacterized. Lineage: Eukaryota; Fungi; Basidiomycota; Tremellomycetes; Tremellales; Cryptococcaceae. Bases 1 to 396 code for a protein of 131 amino acids. Gene Ontology annotation, molecular function: hydrolase activity, acting on carbon-nitrogen (but not peptide) bonds. The transcript has a single exon. The record is from RefSeq and is a predicted model, not a curated record.
AUGGCGAUUUUUGAAUUGAUACUGCAAGAGAGAUUCGGUAAAGUGGUGGAAAAUCUUCAACUCGCUCAUAAACUAGGAGUACGAUUAGCGUGUGGAGGAGAUACAGGUACCUUUCCACAUGGCGAGAAUGCGAGAGAAAUGGAGAUCUUUAUAGAAGCGGGAAUAUCAGUAGGAGACACGCUAGGAGCUGGUACCGUCGGAGGUUGGGAGGCAUGCGGCGGUGAUCUAUGUGGGAGGAGAUUCGGAUGGUUCGAGGAGGGUUGUGCGGCAGAUAUCAUCGCAUUGGAUACUGAUCCACGUGAAGACCCCAAAGCGUUGAGAAAGGUGUCGUUCGUCAUGAAGGAUGGGCGUAUAUGGAAACAAGAUAACGAGCCGGUUGAUCUAUUCCCUCCCUAG